Molecule: messenger RNA, 7416 nt
Organism: Spirometra erinaceieuropaei
Lineage: Eukaryota; Metazoa; Platyhelminthes; Cestoda; Diphyllobothriidea; Diphyllobothriidae
Source: the annotation of a GenBank genome assembly
AUGGAAGGUGGAGAGGACGCAGGCACUAGACAGCGACGGGAAAAUAGUCUCGGAUCGAAUGAGCCUCCACCACCAAACGUAGCUACUCCAGCACCGCGGCAGCCCCCUACCCGUGCUGCAGGUGCCGUCCCGCAGGCGCCUGCGGUUGAACUCUUCUGGAAGGUGCUCGUCUACUUUUGCGCCAUCGGCUUUCUGCUCCUUCUUGAGGAACGAGCCUUCUCUUCUAACAGUAGGGAAACUGCGCACCCAUCCUUCAGCAGCGAAACGGUGCAACUCUCCAACUCGCCGUCUCUUGUGCAUAACGGGUGAGCGAGCCCCCCUCCCCCCCUCCCUCCUAUUCUCAACAUUUCACCAUUGCGAAACUUGUCAGGCGUAUUUGUAUAAAUCUUCCCACUGGCGUUUUCUUUGUGCCACGCCUAACUAAAGGCGGGGGGCGGGAGUAGUUCCUUGUCUGUGACAAGUGGCCCCUUAUCGAAUUCUCUGAGACACAUUUUUUUCGUAAACAACUAUCCUAUGCUUCAUGCCUCAGGUCUACGAGGACUUUCUGUCGCUUAAGCCGAAUGUGGCUUAAAAAUCAAAUCUGAAGAUCAGCUGGCGACGCAGUUAAAAAAAAACGGGAAACCCGACUGCCAAAUUAAACGGAAAGGCGAGUUCCAGGAAGCAGUUGAGAUCGAGUCCCGAUUUCUACUAAUCGGCAUGCGUCAAAUCCGUUUGCUCGGCCAGCAGCAGUUGUUGGCGAUCUUUUAUUUCCUCCAUGUAGACUGUUAUUUAGCGUUCGGCAACUGUUGAAGGAGUCUCGAAUAGACUGCUCCGACUUACCGGCUGUUAUCUCUCGUCAUCACCUGAGUUAGGCUACUUCUACCAGAGCAUUAAGAGCGAGGUUGAAUGGUGCUGACCCCAAACCAGAUAUGAAAAUCCGACCGCCAGUUUCGACGAUGUCCACAAUGUGCUCCACAGUAGAGUGGGAGCAGGAACGGUGACUUGCGACUAAAUUAUUUUAUUGCGAUAGUGGACUUGCUCGUCAGUACGCAUCCGAGCACCUUUUCAGAUUAAAACUCCGUCAAUUGGAUGUCAGUUUGUGCCAGUGGAGUAUCUACUUACUGCAGUAGUAACUUUUACAAAAGGCAAGACAGGUCCUUGCUUCCUCGCCUAUAGUGCGUAACAACCCCCCAGCUGGUACCGACUGCGUUAGCGUGUGACAACUAUUCAUCCAAGAUUUGACGAAUGGGCACUUACGACGGGGGCGACCGUUCCCUGUUUGAUUGCCAUCUGUCCCAGGCCGGGCGACUGGACGUCUGAACCCGGUCCCAGUUGGUCGAAAUGUUCAACGCACUGCCGGACGGGCUGCGUGCCCACACUGUCGGCUGUGAGAGCGAAUUCUCAAUUCUACAAGGGUUGCUCUCACCAGUCUGGACGUAGUGCGGACUUCGAGUUUUGCAGUAGAGUUCCGGUAUAUGGCCUGUUGGAGCACCGGUCUGACGAUCCGCUCACAGGCCGUGACGCCUGCUGAUGUCACCGGCUCAGAACCAGAAGUCCAGUCCACCCCCCCCCUCCGGCCACUCAAGGACACUGUAUGAUUGGUGUAGUUCACCCCGACCUUUCGCUUAUAUGCGCUGCUAGAAUACGUUAGUACACACUUUUUUCCACCCUCGACGUUGAAUUCUGAUUGGGGGAUUCGAUCAAAGGUGAGCUGUUGGACCGGCAGUUAGUGAGACGUGCGGAAAGUUCAUAACGCAGACCUCGCAGGCGGCCGCAUUACGAAGACAGCUAGGGCCAGAAUGUAUGUGGAAUAGCAUUACCGACAAAGGCAGGGGAGACUGGAGUGGCCAUUUCCGAUUUAUUAGCCGUCGUUAGCCAGCCAUACCCAACCCCGGGGUGUAUGUUUCUGGCUUACUAACAGUCGGCGUCUUACCCCGGACUGGCUCACGACUAAAUAAAUCAGAAAUAAUCAUCCCACUCCGCAGAAAGCUAAAUGUUCUCUCGGGCGACCACUGUCAUCGUAACUGAGGCGAGGCGGAGCUCUAUGCCGGCCUCGACGUAAGGGCUGCCAACAAGCUCUGUGGGUCAGAUGUGGUUAUGUAGCCUCAACCUGAAGGAAAAAAACCCCAGCCACCUGUAAUACGGCAUCGGUGGUAAUGCGGGUCUUUACAGGUGGGACCAGGGAGCGCACAGGUGACGAUGUCAGGUAGUUGUAUGCAAAGGAACAGCUAUUGGGAAUGCGUGGUUGUACUUUGAGUGGUUGAGGAAUAGCUGCCCCAACCCCUAACUCCAUCAGGUGGGGCCACAUAACCAUAUCUAAUCACUCUGUGGUUUUGUGUUCCCCGACGCCCCCUCCCCUCGUUCUACUCUACGUUGGAGCUUUGACCACUCUGCUCAACGUCAACUUGACCACUGAUAGGGACGGUGCACGCAAAUACGUUGGCCAGCGCCAACUGCACAAAGUACGAACUGAGUAGUCAUUUUGAUCGCCCGCUACCGUACUGCCGUGACGGGGUGGCUUACUUCAGAAAGCACAUCAUCGUGCAGAAAUGCAAUGCGGGGGCCCGAUGGCGAAUCUAAAGUUAACAGACUUCCUGCCAGUGACCGAUCUCACGAAAUGUUAGUUAAAAAUUCCGAAGUGCAUGUUCGUUUUGGGAGGAUUGCUUAAGUGGGCUUGUAAUACUGAUUAUCGUGCGACAUGAUCCCAUGAUAUUCCAAAGACGCCAGGAUGUGGGCUUUUGAGUGUGCGUCCUUCCAUCCGCCUACGAAAACUGUGCUCGGAAAAGACGGUAGUAUGCGUUUUUCUACUGACUUUUGAUGCCAUUAUAAAUUCAAAUAUGCUUAUUUGGUAGCAAAUCACGUCUUUCCCAAACUUUAUAUUCAAAGAAAGGGUAGUCUUUCGGUUUUAAAAACGUCUCUAAUGGGGGGAGGGAUUUUUUAAGAUCGUGCAAUGCCUAUUUAGUAACAUCGCAUCCGUUCGUCUAUUAGUGCUCCUCAAGAAAAAGACAGCGUAGUCCAAAUCCUCUGCAGAAUCUUACGAAAUAUAUAUACAUAUACAUGUGACAUGGUACCGACAAAGACAGGGGAGACCGGAAUGGCCACUUAUGGCUUAUUAGCCGUCGUCAGCCAGUCAUACCCAACCCCAAGUGUGGAUCACUUGAGAUUCGAAUCCGGGAUCUUUGGUCACGGAGUUUGAUACUCUACCAUUGAGCCACGGGCCCGUUGUCCUGUCGGUUGUGAUCGAUAAUAUAAAUUAUGACGGAUGGGCGCUCACCCAACAGGUUACGGAGCGUGCUUAUUCCGUUGUGCCUUGGGGCUUAUAUUAGAACCCUCGCAGGCAAUCGCACAGAGACUAGUAGUGGUAGAAGUAGACGACAUGGUACGUGAGAGGUGCCAGCGUGUUGGAUAUUGGAGGUGUUCGUGUGUGAUGCAUGUGUUAGUGCGAAUGCUUGGUGGUGUGGUUUAGUCCUGUGGUGGAUUACGGCAAGUUCACAUGGAGGCGUGUGUGACCGCGUUGGCCCAUGCGGGUUCUAGGUGGGGCCCCGAGGCACAACUGGCCGAGCGCGUUCCGUAACCUGUCGGUAUUCCAUCUUAUAUAUGCAUAUAUAUACAUUCACGAGUACAACUCGAUUUUUUCCGACGAGCCUUCUAUCUUCUUCUUCUUUUUCAUAUAUAUAUAUACAUAUAUUUAGGAAGAUGGAAUUCUUUGGGAAACAGUAAACUUUAUUGUGUAAAUUUUCGAGACUGGUUCCCCAGCUCGUCUUCAGACAGCGGGCGUGCAAAAACAAUUAACUUCUAUACCGAGUCUGACAAAGGAUUCUAUGAUUUGGUGAAGUCAUCUUCUCGGGAUUGGUUGAGCCAGUUUGGAUCUACCCUUAACGAUUUUGUAUGUGGCAUCUAGAUGGAUAUGCCGGUUAAUGCAUGCCUCGUCUGAGUGCAUUGCCUCCAGGAAUUCCUGGAUGAGUCAUAAGUACUUAAUCGAACCGAAGUUCAUCAGUGCCUCGCCAUCUGUCGUUCUCUGUCGCUGCAGAUCGGGUAUUUAUUAAAUCAGGAAUUGGCCACAAAUCUUUUGGCUUUCCGAAACAAAAACGCCUCCGAUGGGCAACCAUGGUCACGAACAGGCAACCACCUGCCAUCCCGAAGUCGGCCAAGCCAUGAUAGCAGCGGGAGAAGGGGGUAGAGACGGCAGAGUCUGGAGAGUAGAUUGAUACAAGACGGUUUCAGGCUUUCUUGCUUGUGCUUAGCUAAUGCUCGUCCUGCCAAAAGAAACUCCCAACUGACUUCAGUUUUUUUACUUUUUGUCCGCCACUUUAGACACCUGAAAACUGGUGAGGCUGGUUUCUUCCUCCUCUUCGAGCCAUCCGACGUAGAACUCCGGCUCAGCUCCAGCAAUGAAGAUGUUGAUCUAUACGUCGUCUUGCGUGAGGACUUUGACUACUUUAAGAGCAAGUCGCAGAAGCUGCGCAGCUUCCUGGAGACCACGGUUAGUGCUCUAACUAGCGCCAGCCGCGCCAACUUCUGCUGCGAUGAUCAUGCGCUUUUCCACCUGACUGACGUCUUCUGUGUUCGUGGCUGACAAGCUAGUCUCAGCUAGUCUGGGUCAUCUGAUCAAUAAGUCUGUUGCUGCAAUGGUAGCAAGGUGGCAAUUACGUUUUGCCUCUUCGAUGCUACCUAACGAAAAGCGACACUCACACGCCUAGAAGACCUUACAGCCUGACACGUGCCCCCAACCUCCAUUGAGUGACCUGAUCACUUGCACGACCAGGGCCCGUCCGUAAACAGUGUACGUGUUCAAUAUCCUCCUGUCCCUGACUCGAAGGGCGGGCCCACUUUUCUGUCGGCAUUGAAAGACAAGGCGCCUAGAAUUAAAACGCUGUAAAAAGUUGAGACAGUGCAUGUGUCCCCCUACUAGAGGUGCCCGUGGGCUAAAUUCUUGGGAGUACAUACGCAUUCCCGUGUCCCAACGUUACCACUGACCCCAGUCCCUCUAGUCUCUGGGUCGUUAGCUUCACAAAUACCUAAAGAAUUCGAGCAUUCCUUGUUAUAGGGCAGUAGGACUUAGAAAAACGUAGACCUGGAGUACAGUAAGUGGGCUAACUCAUGAAAUGUCGGCCGAAAUUUCGAAGUGCGUUUUCGUUUCGAAAAAAUUAAUUAAGUAGGUUAGUAAAACUAAUCAUCAUGCAACAUAAUUCUAUAAUGCUCCAGUUACCUCAGGAUUCCGGCUUUCGAACGAUGCCCUUAGAAGCUCAAUUAUAUUUCAUGAAAACAACGCAUAAAAAUAUUCAUUCUUUUAUUUAAUCGGUAGGAAAUCACGUCUUCUUCCAAUUUUAUCCUCGAAGAAAGAGUAUAAUUCGAUUUUAAAAAACUUUUCUAAUUCCCGAAUAAUUUUGAACCCGACCUGCUGUUAUACUUGCAAUCAGGGUUUCAGAACUACAAGUCGUAUAUUUUCUGCGUACGGAAAACCAUACAUUUCUCUGCGGUAUUAAGAGGAGACCAUAUGGGGUUCAUAAAAUUAAGCAGUGGAUUUGAGCCACAUUGCUAAAUUUACAAGCCACAUUGGUAAAUGCAGAGACAUGACGUUUUAUGAACGGGCAUUUCACGGUAUUAAAAAAUCUCAAAAUUAGAAACUUUUUUGAAACCGAAUUAUACUCCUCUUUCGAGCAUACCCCUUCGAGGGCAUCGAAAGGCAAUGGGAAAAUUGUAUGCUACUCAAGUAGUCAUUUUUUGCAGAGUAUAGUUCUUGCAUGCAGUGGAAAAUAAGUUCGUUCGAAAGCCGGAAUCUUGAGGUAACUGAAUCAUUGUAGAAUUAUGCUGCAUGAGGAUUAGUUUUACAACCCACUUAAUUAGUCCUUUCGAAACGAGAACGCGUUUCGAAAUUUCGGCCGCCAUUUAAUGAGUUAGCCCACCUACUGUAAAUGUGAAUCGCUUACGCCUUUAUAAUAUUAGCGAGCUAAGCCUGUAGGAGGUGGUGUUGAUGUUUGUCAGCAACACGAAUUUAGGGCACUCUCAGUCCCUACUAAACAGCGUGUUCAUUUGCCGACUCAGAGUUAGUCCUGCCGGAAAAUGAGAAUUGAGUUGAUGAGGGCCCUCCUGAUUUGUCGGUGUCCCUAAACAUUUAGACUCUAGGACUUAUCUGCCGCCAUAGGAAGCCGAUGCGGCGAUUCUGUAUAGAGUUUAUGUACCUUUGGUGUUAGCUUUAUUUUGCCAUAUUUCCCCUCUUCAGCCAAAGCGGAAGGGUGUGGCAGUUAUGACUACGGACCGGUCUUUCCCCUGGGAGGUCAUUUCUCCCCCUCAGAUACGAUCUACUGAGGCUGACCAAUCGGAUACAGUCUACUGGUCGGAAACACCGCCAUUUGCUUACUCGUCCGCUUCUCUAAGCGAAGAGAAGGUGCAUGUGCCAUCGGCGAAAGAGUUAGUACGACCUCUGCUCAUCUGCGUAUUUGCUCCGUCGAACGGCGUUGAAGCUCGCCCCGUGAACUACACGUUAACCGUAAGCGAAUAAUUUGCCUACUUUUUAAACUUAAGUAGCAUGGUUAAAGUUUCAGGGGAGGCAAGGCUAGGUGAGACAUUUCCGUUAUCAAAGGUAUACUCGAGAGGCGACAAGCGUAUUGAGUGCUUGGUGAAAAUCAGUCGCUGUCGAAUUGGAAAGAUAAUGCAAGAGUUAAGUAAUCGUGGGCGCCUUUUAUGGGAAAUAUCGGCCGUAUUUCUUUGUAAAAAUCGAAGCUCUAGGAGAAUUCCAUUUUUCACAAUUCGGCCACUUCAGUAGUCAUGGUCGAGCAGUAGACAUGGUGAGCCAACACGAGCCUUUCAGUAGACAGUACAGCAGCUUCGAUGAUUGGAGUCGGUCUUUCGUAUUUUCUAGGGCACUGUUUUAAAUUCUCUCCAGUAGUAUGCUCAUCGAUUUCCCAUAUUGACACCUUAAACGCACUUUACGUUUUGGCUUCGUUUUACCUCCAGUAAAGUUGAUUUGCACUAUCAUAAUUGACUAAUAGAACCUGACCCACCGUAUUCGUUCUUAUCCAGGUAGCCUCCAACUCAACCUCUGCUGUUUGUUAUUUUUGAGUAAUAUAUACAGCCUACUUUGCAUCAUCUAGUAGCUGUUCUGCUGCACUAUUUUAGAUGCGUGUCGAGAAAUUGCACGUUUCCAGUUACUUUACGGUCAGACAAGCCGCGGAGAAGGACACCCUUCCCUACGAUGAGCUUGUGAAAAUAUUCUCAACAAUCUCACCAGAGGACACAAACGGCGCGCAAACUGGGCCCACUUCCUCCACGAAUGGUGGACACUUUCGGCGCGGACGUCACCCUGAGCGGGAAGGAAGCGAACGGCAACAGGAAGAGCAAGAGACAUACUCCCUGAACCCCUUCCACCAAAUAGCUAAAGCUAUCCGGCCGAUCUUGCUGGGUCUGCUCGAAGUGGUCGUCAGCGUCUUGUUUUGA